Exaiptasia diaphana is the source of this 7335-nucleotide messenger RNA. RefSeq lists its product as uncharacterized. The transcript is spliced from 22 exons. NCBI's taxonomy places the organism in Eukaryota, Metazoa, Cnidaria, Anthozoa, Actiniaria, Aiptasiidae. The record is from RefSeq and is a predicted model, not a curated record. Bases 141 to 6689 code for a protein of 2182 amino acids.
AUGGAUGAUCCACACGUAAUUCUACAAGGUGUUAAGUUACAGAAGCAUGACAUUAGAGGGCAAACGCUGCCCACAUAAACCACUUUUGUAUAAAAAGCACUUAACACGAGUUGAAAAGCGAAUCACUUGAAGCCACGACAAUGAAGUUUUGUGUUAUUCUCGUUGUGGUCAGUCUUCACUGCAUAGUACUUUCAUUCACUCAAGAUUUACGCGCAUUUCCUGAUGAUGACAGAUGUAGUAAAAAGGUUAACAUUGGAUUUGUACUGGAUUCAUCCAAAAGCAUGUCUUCCAGAGACUACAGAAAGCAAAAAGAGUUCGUCAAGUCUCUUGUUUCUACUUUUAACAUCUCUCCGKAUGCUAGUCAGGCUGGGGCUAUUGUUUACAGUGAUGAUGCAGUUAUAACAGCAAAAUUUGGUCAAUUCCCGUACUUACACCAGUUUAAACAGGCAGUCGACGACUUUGAUUACAUGGGCAAAAGGACAAGAAUUGACAAAGCACUCAAUCUGGCUACAAAAACACUUUUUACWUGGAAAGCAGGCGCUCGUCUAGAGAAUGAAAAUAUUAUGGUCAUCUUGACAGAUGGAUUACAAACGAUGGAUCCAGACGCUGUUCCAUURAGAGAUGCCGCGCGACCAGUGCAUGAUAACAAUAUCAGAGUUUUCGCUAUUGGAGUAGGCCAUCAUUAUAACCGGAGUCAGUUACGAGACAUUGUAGAACGUGAUCAAGACUUAUUURAAGCUGAAAACUUUGAUGCACUUUUGAAUCUCGUAAAAAAGAUUGCAAGAGGAACUUGUGCUCCUGCACCAGUUGUUCAUGACGGUGGUUGGUCUUCAUGGCAGCAGUGGGACGCAUGUGUACCUGAAUGUGGUGGGGGUUUACAAACCAGGAUUCGACUUUGUAACAAUCCACCUCAAAGUACUGGAGGAAGACCAUGUGAGGGUGUAGGUCAGCAAACGCGAAUAUGUAACCAGCAACCUUGUGAAGGAAAAGUUCAAUGCACUGCCAGAGCCGACAUUGGAUUUGUAAUGGAUGCCUCAAAAAGCAUAGGACCACGUGAUUUCCAGAAAGAAAAAGAUUUCGUAAAAGGAAUUGCUGGGGCUUUUAAUUUCGCUCCAGAUCAAACUAUAGCUGGUGUAGUUUCGUACAGCACCAACGCUUCGCUUGAAGUUGCCCUCGGACAAUAUAUGUCUGUAAAACGUUUUAAAUUAGCUGUUGAUCGAAUAAAGAAGAGUAAUGGCCAAACAAGAAUCGAUAAAGCUCUUUUUCUCACUCACAAAGAUUUGUUUGGCCGAAGUCGACCUGGUUAUCCAAAAGUAAUGAUUAUAUUAACGGAUGGAGUUCAGACAACAGACCCUGAUGCUAUUCCUUUAGAUAAGGCRGCAGAACCUUUGCAUCGAGCUGGUGUUCGAGUGUUUGCAGUGGGAGUUGGCGGACAGAUCAAUGAAACUGAGUUGCGUUUAAUGGUUCGCAGAGAUGAUGAUGUCUUUACCGCUAAAGACUUUGAUGACUUACUCCAAAAAACCUAUCAAAUAGCACAAAGAACCUGUCCAGUUGUCCAUGGUGGAUGGUCGUUUUGGGGACGAUGGGACAAGUGCACUCAAACAUGCGGUACUGGUAAACAAUUGCGUCGACGAGUUUGCAACAAUCCAGUGCCAGAAAAUGGCGGGAAUCAAUGUCCAGGAAUAAGUACUGMGAUAAGGCUCUGCAAUCAACAAUCUUGUGCAGUCGAUGGCAAAUGGGGGUACUGGUCACCUUGGAGUAACUGCGAUCGUGAAUGUGGCGGGGGCAAUAGAGCUCGUACACGUACAUGCUCCAAUCCACCUCCCAAAUACGGUGGCAGAGGAUGCUUCGGUCCAAGCACUGAAACGGAGUCGUGCAAUGAUAAGCCAUGUCCUGUUCAUGGCAGCUGGUCAUCUUGGAGUGAUUAUGACACGUGCAUUCCUGAGUGCGGUGGAGGCAAACAGACCCGAAGAAGAUCAUGUGAUAACCCCCCUCGUCGCUACGGAGGACGACCAUGUAUUGGAUUAGCCACAGAAUCCCGUGUCUGCAAUGAACAGCCAUGUCCAGUUAAGUGCUCUGCAGAAGCAGAUAUUGGAUUUGUGAUGGAUGCCUCAAAAAGUAUAGGAAAAAGAGAUUUUGAAAAACAACGAGACUUUGUAAAGUCGGUGGCUGACUCUUUCACCUUUGCUCCAGAUCAAACUAUUGCUGGUGUAGUUUCGUACAGCACCAACGCUUCGCUUGAAGUUGCCCUCGGACAAUAUAUGUCUGUAAAACGUUUUAAAUUAGCUGUUGAUCGAAUAAAGAAGAGUAAUGGCCAAACAAGAAUCGAUAAAGCUCUUUUUCUCACUCACAAAGAUUUGUUUGGCCGAAGUCGACCUGGUUAUCCAAAAGUAAUGAUUAUAUUAACGGAUGGAGUUCAGACAACAGACCCUGAUGCUAUUCCUUUAGAUAAGGCAGCAGAACCUUUGCAUCGAGCUGGUGUUCGAGUGUUUGCAGUGGGAGUUGGCGGACAGAUCAAUGAAACUGAGUUGCGUUUAAUGGUUCGCAGAGAUGAUGAUGUUUUUGCUGUACAUGAUUUUGAUGACCUUCUAGAAAAGACGUUCCAAAUUGCACAAAGAACUUGUGAAUCCGUAGCGCAAAAAGUCGAUGGUGAAUGGUCGCAGUGGGGCCUGUGGGAUAAAUGUAUUCCAGAAUGUGGUGGAGGGAGACAAAUGCGACAGAGAUCAUGCACUAAUCCUCCACCAAAUCACGGAGGCCGGUUUUGUUUGGGAUCAAGGACGCAAGCCCGUGCUUGUAACCAACAACCAUGUUCAGAGAACAUUCGCCAAUGCAGUGCGAAGGCAGAUAUCGCAUUUCUUAUGGACGCAUCCAACAGUAUUGGAGAAAGAGAUUUUCAAAAGCAAAGAGACUUUGUCAAAGGUGUUGCCAGUUCCUACGAGUUUGCAAAAAAUCAAGCCAUCGCUGCCGUUAUUACCUACAGUACCAAUGCUAAAGUCAGUAUUCCUCUAGGAAAAUAUAUGGCAGUUGAAGACUUCAAACUCGAAGUUGAUCGUAUUGGGUAUACGUUAGGUCAAACAAGAAUAGACAAGGCUCUAAAACUCGCUCGUACAGACAUUUUUAGCAUUAAAGGAGGGACUCGAUUUGGAUUUCCCAAAAUCCUUAUUAUUUUAACAGAUGGACUUCAAACUGAAGAUCAUGACGCCUUAGAUCUCGGUGAAGCAGUCAAACCAUUGCGCCAAGAAGGAGUCAAGAUUUUUGCUAUAGGAGUGGGGCCUAAUAUUAAUCAAAAAGAGCUUCUGUCAAUGGUAGAAAAUCCUAAUGACGUUUUCACCGUAAACGAUUUUGAUGAUUUGCUACAAAAGACGUAUAUAAUUGCUCAAAGGACCUGCAGCAGAAUUGAAGAGCCACCUGUACCUCCGUCAAAUAUAGUGUACUCAAGCUGGUCCCAAUGGAAGGAUUGGAAUAAGUGCAUUCCAGAAUGUGGUGGCGGUAAACAGACUCGCAGGCGAGUGUGCAAGAACGAUGGUGCUCUUCAGUGUCCUGGGAGGGAAAUCGAAACACGUGCAUGCAAUCAACAGCCUUGUAUUAAUAUUACAUGCUCUGCAAGGGCUGAUCUCUCCUUUCUUAUGGAUGACUCAGGGAGUAUUGGUAGUAGAGAUUUUCAAAAAGAAAGAGACUUUGUUAAGGCUGUUGCAGGAUCUUUUACUUUUGCUCGUGACCAAACUCUGGCCUCGGUUAUCAAAUAUAACCAAAAGGCAACCCUUGAGAUUCCACUUGGACGCCAUCUUAGUUCAGAAAGUUUUCGAUUGAGUGUUGACCAGAUACCCUAUACUCUAGGGCAAACACGAAUCGAUAGAGCUCUUCAUAUGGCUGCAAAAAAAGUUUUUUCGAUUGAAGGAGGGAGUCGACCCGGUUUUCCAAAAAUACUAAUCAUAAUAACUGACGGGAUGCAAACAAAAGAUCCAGACAGUAUCGAUUUGAGAGAAGCUGUAAAACCACUGCAACGAGCUGGUGUACUUGUUCUUGCCGUUGGAAUUGGCGCCCAUGUUGAUCCGCAACAGCUUCGGAAGAUGGUGUUGCGAAGUAGUGAUAUAUACAAUGUUACAGACUUUGACGAUCURCUAAACAAAGCUUACGUGAUUGCGCAACGGACAUGUAAUGUUAUUAGAGGUCCAAGAGUUCACGGUGGCUGGUCACCAUGGUCUGGGUGGACGAAAUGCAGUCUAAGUUGUGGUAGAGGACGCCAGAGUCGAGCAAGGGUUUGUGAUAAUCCCUUACCAUCAAAUGGAGGCUACGCAUGCCAAGGAUCGAAACAAGAGACACGAUAUUGUAAUACUAUACGAUGUUCAGAUAGAAUUGGGGGACAAUGGACAACUUGGUCUGUAUGGCAGCCUUGUUCAGCUUCAUGUGGCAAAGGCCGUCAAUACCGAUUGCGCUAUUGUUACAGCCUGUACGAAUCUGAAGGUAGACCUUGUAUUGGAAAUUCUAGAGAAGGUAGAAUUUGUUCUCUUGGUCCAUGUUUAGAUGGACGUUGGUCGCAAUGGAGCGUUUGGCAGCCAUGUUCAAUCACUUGUGGUGGAGGGAGACAGUAUCGAUCACGCUCCUGUACCAAUCCUGCGCCCGUCAACGCUGGCAAAUAUUGUGAUGGAAGAACCAGGGAAAGUCGUUUUUGUGCUACGACACCAUGCCCAAGAUAUGUUAGAGACGGUGGUUGGACUCAAUGGAGUGCCUGGCAGCGAUGUUCAAAAACUUGUGGGGGAGGAAUACAAUAUCGAUCGCGAUCUUGUACUGAUCCGAAGCCAUCAAACGGGGGAAAAUAUUGCAAUGGACAAUCCCUGGAGAGUCGCUUUUGUUCCACGACUCCAUGUUCAGGUCGUACAUCUGAUGAAAGAUGUCACGACCUAAAUGGAGAGGUGCUUUUCAUAUUGACUUCUUCCAAGAACGUAGGUGCAUCAAAUUUUCUCAAACAAAAAACUUUCGUCAAGAGAACUGCCGCGUCUUACGGUGUAACUCCUAAAGGAACGACUACUGGAGUUGUUUCUUAUGAUGAUAAUGUGAGAGUACAUGUUGAUUUUGGAGAUUACUCCGACCUUUUCACCCUUAAUAGAGCUAUUGACAAUAUUAACUAUAACAGCCWAGGAGAUAGAAGAAUUGACAAAGCACUUGCAGUAUCAUCAAAACAUUUCUUCCCUUCGAAAGGCUUGGUGUCCUAUAAUGUACCAAGAAUGAUAAUCUUAUUCAUUAAUGGGAGACAGACUAAAGACCACAACAGCAUUCCCCUUUCAAGAGUUGUCUUGCCACUGCACAACGCGAAAGUAAAAGUCUUUGUCAUUGCUGUCGGUCCUUCCGUUAAUCCUCGGGAGCUUCAAGUUAUCGUAGGUGAUAGAGCAAACGUUUUCCGUGUACGUGAUUUUGAUGAUCUUUUGAGAAGACAUGGCGAUUUCAUCCGAAAAACAUGUUCCAGCUUUCUCCCCAAAUUGCAACCACCUUGCUUGGGAGCAACAGAUCUGGGAUUUGUUUUGGACUCUUCAGAAAGCAUUGGCGCAUCAAAUUUCGAAAAACAAAGACAAUUUGUCAAGGAUUUYAGCUUAUCAUUUGGUGUUGGUUCUUUAACGACCAAUGUUGGAGUGAUAACGCACAUGGGAAGUUUUGGAUUCGUUCACUUUCGUUUUUUGGAUUACCAUUCCCUUGAUGAGAUUCGUCAGGCUCUCGAUAGAAUUCCUUACACAGUUGGGCAAUCUCGUUUAGACUUGGCAAUGGAUCUGGCCAUCAAUGAUCUGUUUACCGUUAGUGGUGGUGCAAGAUGGGAUAUUCCAAAGGUCCUAGUUAUACUAACGGACGGGAUACAAAGACAAGCAUCAAAAUUGAGCCGGGCUGCUAUCAAACUUAGUCGCGCUGGUGUUAAGGUUCUUGUAUUUGGUGUUGGCAGUGUUGAUCCUACUCAAUUAAGAGCCUUAGUUCAGUCAGAAAAAGACAUGGUUAUAGUGAACAAAUUCGAUGACCUUUUAUCAAGAUCUCAUGAGCUUGCGUUAAGAACCUGCAAUGACGAAGACGUUCGUGGUUCUUUUCCUCCGUCUCCAGGACCAACAUGCCAAAACAACAUGGAUGUAGCAUUUGCACUGGAUUCUUCGUGGGAAAUCAAACCACGGAACUACCAAAAGCAAAAACAAUUUGUCAAGGAAAUGGGUUCGUAUGUUGGAUAUACAGCGUACGGAAGUCGAAUAGGGGUACUAGCGUAUGGUGACACAUCGCUGAUUGAAGUAAGACUCGAUCAUCAGGCAAGUGGUAAAAAAUUCAAUCGUAAAAUUGACCAGAUGCCUUAUUACAGCCAGAGAAGGCGGAUCGACAAAGCGUUGACAACAGCUAGUUUGCUUUACAAAUUCCCGACCACUGGAGGAAAUGACCCAGGUUCCAAAGUACUGGUUCUUAUUGCUGGGGGACGAAGGACCCUAACUCGUGAUGCGUUACCAUUAUGGGAAGCGGUAAAUCCUCUGAAAAAAGCAGGCGUGAAGAUAAUAGCAAUUGGUGUUGGCAGCGAUUUAAUAUUACAAAAUCAACUAAAGCUCCUAACGGAUAAAAGAAACGUCUUUAUCGUUCCAAACUUCGAGGUUUUAUUGAAGCAAACAAGGAAUUUCAAAAGGAUAAUAUGUGAAGCCGGGGCGUUGAACAAGCAAAGACGAUCAUUUUGAGUCCAUAUCCAGUYUUUAUUGAAACUACGAUAAACUGUCUUGGAAUUGUAUAUACAUAGAGGAUAUAGGUGGGGACAAUGUUUACAUUUUUUGGCUUAAAAAUCAGAAAUCAGAUUUCAAGCUAAAAGAAACUCAAAGAUGAGGCAAUACCUGUUUUGACGAAGUGCAUCAUGGUAUUGAUGAAAGUCUCAAGUUAGCGACUCUUACAAAGCUAUAAGUACGAACUUUCUUUCAGAAGUUUACUCUAUUGGAUGUCGAGAAUCAUUUAAAGAGCUWUAUUAAAUGAGAUGCCAUAAACUGUAGAGUUAAAAUCCCCAUCUAGCUCUCGGAACACCAGAAACACAAACGAAAGCAAUAACAUGACUUAAUUUGUACUUACAUCAAUCACAUGGUGCAUCUCAACAACGUCAUCAUUGGAAAGGACUACUGCUUUUAAGCUUUUAAAAUAUUUUAGGAGAAAUAGAGCUCCGAAUUGUUAGAAAUGCCUGCAGUGGGUAACCACUGAAUGUUUACUAUAGACUUCAGUAUAGUUACUAUAGAUUAUAUAGUUUAGGGGCAUGUUUUGAAUUACUAAAACGAACGGUAAUGUYAAAUGCGAAUGAUGUUUUGAAAGCCUAUUGUAAGUCACAUAAAAAACUGCUAAACC